CCGGGGCCCUCUCGUCGCUCUCCGCCCCGCACCACCCGCCCCGUGCUGCGGCUGAGCCCGGGCAAGCGCGGCGUUCGCAGUCUCACCUCUGCUCUUAGCCUUUGGAUCCAGGCUCUGCAUUGGUCAUCCUAAGUUGAUUAUUCAGCAUAUCCAAAGAUGAAGAGGAAACUUGCAACAGCUGGGACAUUGAGGCUUAGUCCUAAUGAAGAAGCCAUGUUUCUGAAAGAAGAAUACGAAAGAAGAAGAAAACUAAGGUUACAACAGGUCAGAGAGCAGCAGAAGUAUAUCUCCUACCAGAUAAGGCAGAAGGUAAAGCAGAAGAGAGAAGAACAACUGCAUCAGUUAGAGGAGGCACUGAGAGCUGAAUGGCAGAAGGCACAGGAUGAGAAGAUGAAAGCCUUGGAAGAACUGUAUCUAUCAAGCUUAAGAGCAAUUGGGGAGGGUCAUCGACGGGCCAAGGAAAAUGAACCUGACUUAGAAGCUCUGGCAAAGCAAGCAGAGGAAAGGAAACAAAGAGCAGAGACAAGACAUAGAAAAGCUCUGAUAGAGCAGAAGCACCAAAAGGAAAAAUUACUUCGUGAGCAAUCCAGACGAGCAAAUGCACGUAAACGUGCUCUGGAAGUGGAAAGACAAAGAGCAGCCAAGGUUGCAAGCCUGCCACCUCCUCCGCCACGUCCUUUUGAAAGUUUUGAAGUGAAAAAGAUCCUUGGGAUGAAGACCUGUGGUGCUGACAACUUUUCUGUUACACGUUACCAUAUUGCUGAAGCUUUGGUGGACAGAGAAGUGGAAGGAGGGCAGCCAGAUGCUCAUUUAGCUGCUGAAGAAGAAGGGAGACGUUUGGAGGAACUACGCAGGGAGGCAGAGAGGGAAAGAAGAAAGCAGCUUGAAAAGGCACAUAUUAGAGGGAGUCACGCCUUGAAGAAGAUCCAAUUGGCCAAGGACAGGGAAAGACUCCUGGAAGAACUGGAGCAAAUGCAUGCUCAGGAGCGGAUGCGCAGGAGACAGGUUGUCGCACAGAUGCCACCUCAGCUUUCAGUGCCACCAUACAAACGCAUGGAAAUAAAAGAAGAAUGGCAGAGAGAGCUGGAGUCUGCAUUUGAAGAAAUGUGCAGUGAAGACAGGAACAUGAAAGGAGACCUGAUUCUGCAGUUUGAGCCACAACCUUUGCCAGCUCCUUCUGACAGAGCUCGAGAUAAUGAUCUUGAUAUCUCCUUGGAACAUGAAUCUGCUUGUGACACUCAACCAGAGCUUCCUUGUGAUACUCAACAGGAAUCAGGACAUAUGAUAGAAGAGGAGGUCCCUAAUGAACCAGAAAGGCAUGAAGAAGGAAAAGCUUGUCAACCUCGAUCAAAACUUGCCUUAAAGAAAUUGUUGAACAAAAUUAGAAGCCAAAAAGAGGAGUGGACGUCAAAAAGUGAGAAAGAGAGUCAAAGUGAUUUUGAAACUAUUGAAUCAGGCACAAUUGCUAGUGAAAAUAGACCAUUAUGUGAUUUAGAACUUAACAAGGAGCAGCAGAAAAAUACAGUGUCUGAAGCCAAAGACUCUGUGAAAAUGUUGGAAAAUGCAGUUGCAGAUGAAAAGUCAGUUCCAAUCCAUCCUCAGGAACAGGCAGCUAAAAUGAGAAUGGAAGAGGAGAUACAGAAGUGGAAUGAGGAAAUAGAGAAACAGAAACAGGAGCAGCUGGCCUUGAUUAAAAAAAUUGAGGAAGAGAAAGCUCUUUUGGAGGCUGAUUAUCUAAAGAUCCAAAUGCAAACCAGUUUGGAGCAGGCAAAGAAAAAAGAGGAAGAGCAAAGUCAGCUGGUACAAAGCCACAGUUUCCAUUCCACAGAUCAUCAGAACCAAAAGGAACAUGAGUCUGGAAAUGUAUCAGAAACCAGGAGUCCAGGAGAAGACAGUCAUAGACAGACAAUACGUGAUUUUCAACAACGCCUUCUGCAGCAAAAGAGGUUGCACAAACAAACCAUUGAAGAAGCUAGAAAGAAUCUACAGCAGUAUCAGAACACACUCAGGCAAAGGUACUUGUCUAGUUCUGAAAUUCCUCUGAGCACAAGGGAAACAAAGCCCAUUAAUUUAGAGCCUGUCUCAGAGCAGCCCCUACAGAUACAAGGAGCACAGCCAACACAGUACCAGGCAUCAGAACAAGUUCAUGCCCAAGAAUAUGUGCAGUCAUUACCUGUGUUUUCAGGAACAUUGGUUAUGUUGGAAAAACUAUCUUCACAGAAGCAGCAAGAGCAAGUGCCUAAUACUUGUCCUGGAAAAUCAGUGCAGUUUUCAGAAGCAUCAAAAUUGAAGCAUGGAGAGUUUCACUUGCCCUGUGACUGUCCUUCACAGGAGCAAGUGGGAAUAUUCAAGGCUGCCAAUAAUCACAUCAGAGAACCAUUCCAGUCCCAUUUACCAUCAGGAUCAGUCAGGAAAGAAGUGACUGCAGUAAGAAUACAACCAGAAGCACACCAACAACACUUUAGGUUUACAUUGCCUGCAGAAAGUUUCUCUGAGUCUUCAGAAACAGUACUCUCUAAAGGGUUACCUCAGAAGAUAUAUAACUAUCAAAACAAGACAGAAGAUGGAGAAGAGCAUGCAUUUAAGACAUCCAUCCUGCCAGUAACGAAGAAAUCAGCCUUGGCUGAUCCUUCAGCCUAUCAUCAGGGAUCUGUAGAGAGCAGCAAAACAAGCCCUGAUCAACCUCUCAAUCUUUCUGAACCCAUGAUUCUAGUGCAUGAAGAAUCUAAAGCCCAGAGAGUUGAGGAAUUCUUGGUAUCAAAAGCAGGAGAUGUAUCUUCAUUAAAUUAUUCUGGUAUACUGAGUUUAAGGGACAGAGUGUUGGCCUCAUCAGAAAGCAUCCAAGCUCAGCAAAAGUAUUUGAAAGAACUGCAAGAGCAGCUAGAUGCACAAAGAGAAGCUCUUCUUUCUAAACAGAGAAUACAAGAAAAACUACUUUUACAGAAGCAAGAUAAAUUGAAGGAACAGAUGCAGAGACAGCAAGAGGCUUUGAAAGAACUUCUAAACAAGCAGGUGAGAUAUAUGUACCCAAAUGAAGAAAUGACAGAGGCACAAAAGCCUUUCAGGAGUAAGAGAACUGACUUCUUCCAAGUUUUAGAAAACUACCAGCAAGAGAAUUGUGGCAGGAAUAAAUUUCACGGAAGUGAAACAAUUUCACCGUGCAUUGGUCCAGUUGAGCAAACUGAUCAGUCUGAGAAAGUUCUCUGUAGAGAACAGAAACAGAGGUCGUCCAAACCACCAGUGACAAAAGUCAAGUUAGGGCUUGGUUUGGAGCAACAUGAACUUAGUGUUAUACCAGAGGUAGACACACCAAAGAGUUGCAGCCUCUCUUUGACAGAUGUUUUAAAUUUGGAUAAAACAGAUGAUGGUACUGGAGAAACUUCUCAGAGUUCAGCCUCUGGGGAGUUUGCAUGUGUGAAACAUCACAGUUAUGCUCUUCAUGGAGGCGCCUUUCCCUUGGGCAUGACAAACUAUGACAGAAAAGCCUCUAAUGGAAGUCCAAGGCAAACUAAUCCAUCAGGAAGAUUAUUACAAGAAUUGUUGAUGAUGGCUGCGGAAACUUCAUGUGAUUCAGCCCAGUCUGAGGAUUCUCAAGUGUCUCAAGAUUCACCAGUUGUCGCUGCUGAAGGUGGAGAGAGACUUAGAACAAGUUCUGGACCAUCAUUUGGGCUUGAUAAUACGGAAGUGCCAGGUUCAGAGGCUUUUGUGCAAAAAAUACCCCGUGAUGGCACCUUUUCAACCAGUGAAGUGUUGAAUGCAAGCCCCGUUGACACUGGAUUGUCUUCUGAUAGUAGAGGAGAUGGAAUUCUGAGAGAAACAGGAAGCCACCCUUGGAACUCCUCACUUCCUUUUACCUUGCAGCAGAGGCAAGAGAAUUUUUCUGGAGCAUGUGAAAGUCAGCUCUCCAAAGGAGAGAUGUACUUUUAUAAAGAAAACCAGAUACAGCAGAUCUUGGGGAGACCUACUGGGAACUUGAACUCUUACUCGGAGGACAGUACACAUUUCCAAGCUCUAGCAACUGAACUCUGUUCUCCUGAAAUGGAGAGACCUUUUCCAAACUUCCAUCACCAGCUCUUUCAGCCUCUGGAACCAAGUGUUGACUUUGAUACAUCAUCAUCAUCAUCCUGUUCUCAAUACAGAAUUUCCCAACACAGUCGAGAAUUUAGCAAGACUUCGGAAUUUUCAACAGAAAGUCCCAAUGUGUCUGCAUUUCUAGAAGAGGAAAACUCCGGUCUGAACAGACAAAGAAGCAGUCAGCCUUCUAGUCUUGAAACAAAUGGGCAAAACAUUUCAUCAGAAGAAGGGCUGGUUAGAGAAAAUGUUACUCCAGGAUCUGAAGAAUCUUUUCACCCACUGCAAUUAGAAUCUACUCUGAGUGAUGAUUGUCAGAAUGCUGAUCAGCCAGAGGAUAUGAACAUUGUGUCACAGAGACCUUUUGAACAAACCCCUGGAAUUAAAAACAGAGGCAAUGAGAGCUGUAUUUCACCUGCAAGUGGAUAUGAAGAGCUGUCAAGAAGUAUGGAAUGUAUUACUCUCCAGUGUUCAGUGGAAGAUCUGCGGAAUGAAAGUCUGGAAGAGCAAAAAUCAUUUUAUCAACUAGAUCCCAUACCAGUUACAAUGGAUGAAACUUCCUCUGAGCAGUUAGUAAAAGAGGCUGUGUCUUCUGAAAAAUUACCUUUGAAGGCAUUUGAUAAGAAGAAGCUUCCUGAAAAAUCAGUUCAUGUAGAUGAAGUAAAUAAAGCUAUGGAGCUGCAUUCUCAGUGCAAUAUGGAUAUAAAGGAGCCGGAUCAAAGCUUUCCAGAAGGACAAGAAUCUCUGAGGGUUCCCAAGGAAACCAACUUGGAAGACUCAGACAUCUGUUUGCACAGUGUUGUACAGCAGAACAGUUCUUUAUUCCAAAGACAUGGAAAACAUUCCCAUCCUGUGCCCAGAAGCUCAUAUCAUAUUCCCGUCUGGGAGACUGAGUUAGGGCAAGGUAUUAUGGAAGAACCAGAGCUCACCCUGAUAAGCUCCAAUGACAUCAGUAUUGUGGAAUUAGACACUGAACAUCCUAACCACGAGAAAACUAAGGAGGAUGCAAUGGAUAACUCAGCAUGUGUGGAUCAAUCUGGAUGUAAUGUUUAUACUAAGGAGAGAGAAUUUUUCCCACUAGCUCCAGAUGCAGAUUAUUCAGCAUUCCAAAGGCCUGACAGUUCUCCCAAAGCCCAGAGUCCCAACGAGAGUUACUGUCCGUCACAUCGGACUGCAGUGAUGCUGCUGGAAUUUGCAGCUACACCUGGAAGUUUACAAAAAUCUUUUUUAAAAAGAAAGCAGAAUUUCAUCCAGAAAUCUCUGAAAAGAGUAGAAACAAUAAAAAAUAAGGAGAGAGAAAAUGAAAAGCUGGAAGCAAGAAAGCUUCAAGGAGGAAAGUCUGAGAAUCUAAGAAGCAGACAGAAGAAGUCUGAUCUCUCUGGAAAAAAUGGUGCGCUUGCCAAUCAGUUGAAAAAAGUAGAAGUGAAAGUAUGUUCUCCAGAAGAUAGGAAGUCUGGAGAAAUUGAAAUGCACCAGCGUACAUCCAGACUUUAUAAUCAGCUUGCAGAAGUAAAAAUCAGAAAUGAAGAAAAAAGAAGGCAAGAAACUUAUGCUAAAAACAGAGAAAAGGCUAAAGAGUUUCAAAAGAAAAUGCUGGAGAAACUGCGAGCCAAGAAGACUUGGAAAGCACCAUGACAGGCAAAGACUUUGAGCAACAAGGACACAGGGUGGUGGUGGUACAAUCCAGGCCACUGAGUGGUACAGCCUCAAUGGUGAACUGUGAAGCCAUUUAGGAAUCCUCAGCUUUAAACUGUGUAAGACAGUGAGUACCCCAAACCCCUGUGGUCCCUGUUCAAGCUCAAGUAGAUGGACUGUACUGCUUUUUUCAUUGUCUCAGACUGAGCUACUGGCCUGAAAGGCCUGUGUUUUGUUAAUAUUUUAAAGAGAUGCCAAGUUUUGUAAUAUACAUGUAUAAAACAUCUUCAAAUAAAGUUUUAAUGUUAUUUGAA
Molecule: messenger RNA, 6020 nt
Organism: Lonchura striata (white-rumped munia)
Lineage: Eukaryota; Metazoa; Chordata; Aves; Passeriformes; Estrildidae
Gene: CEP295
Product: centrosomal protein 295
Biological process (GO): regulation of centriole replication
Cellular component (GO): centrosome; centriole; cytosol
Source: RefSeq, a predicted model, not a curated record